Messenger RNA from Grammomys surdaster, 956 nucleotides. Its product is annotated as indoleamine 2,3-dioxygenase 2-like. Gene Ontology annotation, molecular function: metal ion binding; heme binding; L-tryptophan 2,3-dioxygenase activity. Gene Ontology annotation, biological process: 'de novo' NAD+ biosynthetic process from L-tryptophan. NCBI's taxonomy places the organism in Eukaryota, Metazoa, Chordata, Mammalia, Rodentia, Muridae. The coding region runs from base 86 to 859 and encodes 257 amino acids. Gene Ontology annotation, cellular component: cytoplasm. The transcript is spliced from 5 exons. The record is from RefSeq and is a predicted model, not a curated record.
AACAGCUACAACCACCACAGAAGGCACAGCUGGGAAGCUCCCUGAACCUGGGCAUUCCUCUGGUACAGAGACUUCAAGCAAAAAUAUGGAGCCUCAGAGACGGAGUGUGAAGCUGACAGAGCUGUUGUCCUUGGGAAGAUACCACAUUUCUGAGGAGUAUGGCUUUCUCCUUCCAAAUCCUCUGGUGAUGUCUAUCCAGGAUGUUAAGUUCUGUUUCUUGGAUUCAGCAGAAGGAUUUCUCCUAGUUUUGUCUCCGUUCUGUCACUUUGUGUCUAUUUAUUGGGGGAUUGAGACCAUUGGUGCUGAGAAUUAUGUAGACCCAGACAUAUUUUACGCGGUCAUCCGGAUCUUCCUCUCUGGGUGGAAGGACAACCCAGCCAUGCCUGUGGGGCUGGUCUACGAGGGUGUUUCCACAGAGCCUCUGAAGUACUCUGGAGGAAGUGCAGCCCAGAGCUCCGUGCUUCAUGCUUUUGAUGAGUUCCUGGGUAUUCAGCACUGCAAGGAAAGUGUUGGGUUUCUACACAGAAUGAGGGACUACAUGCCGCCUUCCCAUAAGGCCUUCCUGGAGGACCUCCACUCAGCUCCUUCACUGAGAGACUACAUAACAGCCUCGGGUCCUGGGGGCUGCCGGACAGCCUAUAACCAGUGUGUGGAGGCCCUGGUGGAGCUGCGCAGUUACCACAUCAACAUGGUGGCCAGAUACAUUAUCUCCACGGCCACCAAGGCCAGGAGCAGGAUGCUAACUCAGGUCUCACCCCACGCCUUGGAAGACAGGGGCACUGGGGGCACUGCUGUGCUGAGCUUCUUGAAGAGUGUCAGACAGAAGACCAUGGAGGCCAUCCUGUGUCCCGGUGCUUAGCAGCCAUGUCCUGUAUCCAAAUGCUUAGCUAUUCUCAUCCUGCACCCUAGUGCUUAGCAGUCACAUCCUGCAUCCCAGUGCUUGGCAGUCACAUCCU